UGUUUUGUUUUUAUUCCGGUUGGUUGACGGAUUGUUUAGAUUUUGGCCAGGGUUUUAAUCCGUUUGUGUGGUCCAGAUCCUCACCAGUUCUAACCGAUGAAGUUUAAAUUUGUGCACCGCAAGUUCGUCUGUUUAAUUUUUAUUCUUUACCUUGGUUUCGGUCGAGCAAACGAUAUUCCCAAAAUCGAUGAAGAUACGAAUUCGUCUCUUCCGGCGGCGUCGACGACGCCGGAUGACGAUCUCUACAGCUACCGCUACGACGUACUCGAGCUGAUCGUCCCAAAGCACAUCAAAAUGAACGACAUCAACGACUAUCACGAGAUUGUCCUUCCGGCGUACUCCAACACGGCCAUCCAACUGCGCCAGAUGGACCACCACGGCCGGGACGUGGGCUUUGCGCUGAUCCAGAUCAACGCGUACGAGUACAACAUAACGCUCAGUUACAACGCCACGAUCAUCGACGGAAGUCACCUAACCGGGCGGAACGUCGGACUGGUUCUGUACGGGGACGGCACCUUGUACGCGAUCAACACGAACGUCCACGAGGACGUGAUGGUUUCGCUGGUGCUGAUGCUGUACAAUAAGACGGCUCCCCUCCCGGGCGGAUGCAAUCUGGAGUUCCCCGUUGAAAUCUCACCCGUAAUGAAUCUAACCCUGAAAGAUUCCACCAUCGAGGUGGACACUCCACCGGCCUCCCUCGCCAAGCAAAUCCCCCCGCCGGAGAACCAGUGCGGCAAGUCCAACCUGCGCUACGAGUCGUACUACCUGUCGAUGCCCUCGUACGACUUUUCCCAGCGCACCUACUUCACCUACAUCCGGAAGUUGAUCAGCUACGCCAACGCGAAGGCUUCCGGCCAGAUAAACAACCUCACCUCCCCCCUCCUCACCGGCAUCAAGCGGGUCUACGACCGGCAGGUCGGUCGCGGAAUGGUCUUCGUCACGGUCGCCUUCGACCCCGUUAACCACGGCUUUUCCGCGUACGUCCCGGUCCACACGUACGCCUGCCAGCCCUUCCUGAACAUCGUUGGCUGCUACGAGUUCAACAUUCCAACCCGGGUGCUCGGAUUCAUCAUCACGGUGGUGAUGGCGGCCGAAAUCGUGAUCGGAUUCUGUCCGUCCGUCGUGAAGGCGUUCAUCUGUGGUGGCAUCGUGGGGGCGUUUGGGACGAUCAAGGCGGCCACCAGCUGGAACCUGGUCGUCACGGAGAAGGAGUUUAUUGCGAUGCUGGUGGCGGGGGCGAUCGUGUGUGCGAUUCUGUUUACCGUGCUGGCGGUGAUCUGCCCCAUUGCGAUGAUUAUCGUGUGCAACGUGGUGAUCGGGUUUCUGCUGUGCAGCGUGUUUUACUUUGGAUUUUUCGGCAACAUGUUCACCCACCCCUACCUGGUCACGGCGCUGCUCAUCAGCUCCACCCUCGUGGGCUUCCUGCUCAGCUCGAUCAAGAUGUUCCUGUUCGCGAACGGGUUCCUGUUUGGUGCCGCCGGCCUCUUCUACGGCGUCAACGCGGUCUUUAGCGCGCGCCUCCACUACUCCCUCCGGAACCUAGCCCACGGAAUGAUGAACGGUGGCUCCGGCUACGGUGCCGUGCUUUCCGACUCGACGCUGGACGUGAACGAGCUGAUGGCAGGGGCCAGUUUUGGCAUUAUUCUGACGAUUUGCGUGUAUUUGCGAGUGCGCUGUCAGCUGGCCGAGAACCAGCGCGUUCCGCCGGGACUGAUUCGGCUGCCGUGUGGCGGUGAUCGGCGUGGUUCGCGCACUAGCGAAGCCUUCCUGGCGGACGACAGCUUUGCGUACGAGAACGUUUCCGGCGGGCAGACGACGAUUACGCGCUGGACCGAGGGCGACGACGACGUGUUUGAGUCGCCCGAGUCGAACUCGAGAUUUUGGGCGAGACUUCGCAGCAGCCUCAGGCGGCAGUAGAGAAGAGAUCUGAACAAGAAUCCCAAAACAAACAAAUUGGACUGAAUUUAGACAUUUUUUGUAAGCUUCCAGCAUUCUCCUGUAGAAGAUAGUAUACUAUAUAUUCGAAUAAAAUAUACGCAUUAGCUUA
This is a messenger RNA of Culex pipiens pallens (northern house mosquito), 2047 nucleotides long. RefSeq names its product transmembrane 7 superfamily member 3-like. Bases 97 to 1917 code for a protein of 606 amino acids. The transcript has 3 exons. Lineage: Eukaryota; Metazoa; Arthropoda; Insecta; Diptera; Culicidae. The record is from RefSeq and is a predicted model, not a curated record.